Messenger RNA from Arachis stenosperma, 1762 nucleotides. Its product is annotated as tryptophan synthase beta chain 1-like. The record is from RefSeq and is a predicted model, not a curated record. Gene Ontology annotation, molecular function: tryptophan synthase activity. The coding region runs from base 94 to 1521 and encodes 475 amino acids. NCBI's taxonomy places the organism in Eukaryota, Viridiplantae, Streptophyta, Magnoliopsida, Fabales, Fabaceae. The transcript is spliced from 4 exons. Gene Ontology annotation, biological process: L-tryptophan biosynthetic process. Gene Ontology annotation, cellular component: cytoplasm.
GGAGUUUAUCACUUUUUACAAACUAACAUAAGCAACCACUCUCAUCUAUAUAUACUCUCUAAGCCAUCAAUUUCAUUCUCAUUCAAAUUAAAAAUGAUGACAUGCAAAUUGCAGUUAGGGGCAUUUGCUAGCAGCAGCAACCAUUACAGGCAGCAGGGAGCACCCAAUAAAGUGAGCUCCUGUUUGAUGGUUGCCACUGAUGAUCAUCAAGACACCUUUUAUAAGACUAACCUCCCUACCAAGUUGGCCAAAACUUAUGUGCCUACUAUGAAACCCUUAUUAGAAAAGGAGCUGCAAGAGAGGAAUAAUAAUACUGAUGCCCCCAUCAUUAACUCUGGUAAAUUUGGUAGGUUUGGAGGCAAGUUUGUACCUGAGACACUUGUAGUUUGUUUGAGCCAGCUUGAAGCUGAGUUCAACAAGGCCCUACAUGAUGAAUCUUUUAAGGCAGAGCUAGCAGAGUCAUUAAAAGACUUUGCAGGGAGAGAGACGCCACUGUAUUACGCGCGGCGGUUAUCGGAGUACUACAAGAUGAACAACAAUGGAAAAGGCCCUGACAUAUACCUCAAGAGAGAAGAUCUCAACCACGGUGGCUCCCACAAGAUGAACAACGCUCUUGCACAGGCCAUGAUUGCCAAACGCAUGGGUAGAAAGAGCGUCGUGACGGCCACCGCAGCUGGACAACACGGCAUCGCAACCGCCGCAGCCUGCGCUAAGCUUGGUUUGGAAUGCACAGUGUUCAUGGCCGCCAAAGAAAUGGAGAAGGAAAGUUCUAACGUGCAGUUGAUGAAACUGUUAGGUGCUAAGGUAGAAGGGGUUAAUGGAAGCUUCAAGGACGCAGCAUCGGAGGCAUUUCGGUGUUGGGUGGGAGAAAUGGAAAACAGUUACCACUUGACGGGUUCGGCAGUUGGGCCGCACCCGUGCCCGACGAUGGUGCGUGAGUUUCAGUCAGUGAUAGGGAGAGAAACGAGGAAGCAAGCGUUGGAGAAAUGGGGAGGGAAACCAGACGUGCUGGUAGCGUGCGUGGGGACUGGAUCUAACGCUCUUGGUUUGUUCCAUGAGUUCUUACAAGACAAGGAUGUGAGGCUCAUUGGUGUUGAGGCCGGUGGGUGCGGCUUGGAGAGUGGGAGACACUCUUCCACACUCGCCACUGGUGAAGUGGGUGUGUACCAUGGAGCCCUCAGCUACCUCUUGCAGGAUCAGGAUGGACAAAUUAUUGGACCACACUCCAUUGCCCCUGGGAUGGAGUAUCCAGGAGUUAGUCCUGAGUUGAGUUACCUAAAAGAAACCGGACGCGCCGAAUUCUGCGUUGCAACUGAUCAAGAAGCUCUUGAUGCUUAUGAAAGAUUAUGCAAAUUGGAAGGCAUAUUUCCAUCAUUGGAGGCUGCUCAUGCAUUGGCUAUCUUAGAUAAUCUGGUCCCUACUUUAUGUGACGGCAGCAAGGUCGUUGUAAACUGCAGUGGUUGUGGAGAUAAGGAUGCAGCUGUAGUCUUUGAUCGCAAAUUAUUUCAUGGAAAAUUUUAAGCUCACAAAGGGAGGAGAUCAGAGAGGGAGGGAAAGGGGGGGGGGGGGGGGGGUUUGGCGGGAUGGAGGAUUAGACAAAUAGGAAUAAUUAAUUCAUUAUUAUUUUGUUUGUACCAAUCCGUGUAUAGUCCAUCCUCACUUAGCCAUUUUGGCCAAGUUGUAUAGUAUAGUAUAAGUAUAGUUGCUUUAAUAAUUUCUUUCCCCCAUAUGAAUUGAAAUCGUAUAUAUGUUGUCUCCUUAA